AUGGAGCUGCUCGCAGACGCAGCUUGGCAGUGGCGACCCAAGGCGACACUCACAGCCGCUGACACUUGUGACCGGUGCACCGUGUUUGCAUUGCAAUAUAGCGACUGUGCAGUGAUCCGGGUGCGCUGGAAUGGCAAUUCACUGACAAAGACGGACCUGGGUCCGCAAGAGAGAGAUCUUGAACUGCAUGGGCACGCCAAGCGCAUCGUCUGCGUUAAAAUAUGCCAUAACGCCGAGUCAUAUGUGACUAUUUGCUCAGCGUCUCGCGACUAUGUUAUAGUGUGGCGUGUUACAGGGAAAACUCGCGUGGAGCAGUCCGUUUUAGUGGAGAGCCUACCAACAGAGCCAGGUUGGGUUGCAUUUGAUGAUACGGGUACUUUAGUGGCAGUGGCAAGUGAACGGGAUGUUAAGAUAUUCGUCAUUGAGCGGAAGGAGGUGCUGGUAACAUUGGAAGGGCACCUGGCACGAGUGACAAAAGGCGAGUUUCACCCAAUUCAUCAUCACUUGUUGGUCACUGCCUCGGAAGAUCGAACAUUCAAGAUUUGGGACUUAGCAGCGAGAACCUUGUGGUUCCAGUCAUCAGUGCUAUCAGCGUUCGCAAUUCUCUCCAUCGCACUUAACCCUGUAAAUGGCGACGCUGCCUUCGGUUUCGCGGACGGGUCUGUCAAGGUGUUUGAAUUGUUGGAUAGAUACGCAAAAGAACUCACAGGGUGUAAUGUUGAGACCUAUAUACAAAAAUCUCUGCGACGAAAACAGGAAGCAGAAAGAAAGGCACGUCAAGAUAAACCCCAAGUUAUUAGCUCUCUUCCACCCUGGGCUCGCAGUGAAAACGCCCAGAACGAUGAAAACGAGAUUAAUGCCGCAGUUUCCUGUCCAGUUUUAUCGCUAAAGUACGUUUGCGCGGAUCAUAAAACUGCAGAGAACAGAGGGAAAAGCCUGGGUUUCAGUAGUGAUCAAGAUCGCGAGUUACUGGACCAUAAGCAGUUUCUCCUUGUGGGUAUACCGGGCUAUCUUCUCAGCGUCAAUGCUUACUCGUUCAAGAUCGCCAUUGUUCACGACUUUCAGGAAUCUAUCAAGCGAGAUGAUCCGAUUUGCGUUGCCAAAGACUUCUGCUUUUAUCAUCCACCACGUUCAGAUACUCUUCACUGCGGUGUGAUAAGUGCUUUCCAGCCCUGCUUCACGAUGCUGAACACUGUAAUCCUAUUGAGUAGUCCGAAGAGUGACAACCAAGUAGAGGGCAAUGCUACAACUCCUCACUACGUUUCAUCCAGUCAAGAACGACCUGCAUCUGAUGACAACAAUAAACGAGUGUCUGUAAUCCCGAGAGGUCCUCCGCCCACGGACAGUGUACUGAAUUUACUGCCAUUGUCAGCAAAGAAGACGCCACCCAAACGAUCAAAAGGCUUGGACAAGCCUGUCACAUUUCAUACUCGUAUCAAGUCAUCCGGUUAUGGUUCGUUCACUCCCUUCGACUCGAGACGAACACCACCAAAGCUGCUCUCGAAAACUCGGAAGUCAUUGUCCAAUAAUCGAACAAAAGACUCGAACUCAUUCACAUCGGUUGGCUCUUACCUGAAAGAAUAUCCGACGAACUGUGGCUUGUUACAGCACUAUCAACCGAAACAUGCACUGCCACCUAAGGCAUUACAUCAAGGUGCAAUUCUACAUAUCGAAUACUCCAGUGAUGCCAAAUAUCUCGCAACGAGUGGCAACGAUCGAGUGGCUCAAGUGUGCAAGUUGCCAUUUAGUCGAUUUGGUGGGGAAGGCAAUGUGUUUGUUGGACACGACCAAGCAGUACGCGCUAUCCACUGGAGUCAGAACGACCGAAUGCUCGUGACGAUCGGGAGCGACAAGACGAGUCGAAUAUGGCUAGCUGACAGCGAUACCUCGUCACUGACAAUGCAAGGAAUCGCUCCACCUUCAGGUGUGGCCACUGCUGCAGCUGCGAUGGGGUCCAUGUCCAAUGCUAAGAAAGCUUCACGACAGGAUAUCGUUGAGGCUCGCUUCUUCUAUAUGGACAAGUUUCUGCUGUCUGCAUGUGGGAACGCUGCACGCCUGCACCAGUUUGAGCUGGAUGAAGUUUAUGCUCGUGCUUCAAAGAAGACAAAGCCUACCAAAAAGAAGAACGACGUUGAAGUUGUCGAGAACCAGAGUCGGAAGAAACGGGUUGCUCAAUGGAGUUUCGACGACAUGCAGAGCGUCACAAGCCUCGCAUGUGUGAAUGGAGCCUUUUUGUCGUCGGUAGCAAUAAUUGCGGGGUCGGAUCGCUCGCUAAGAGUCCUGGACGUUGGUGCCGGUGGUGGUGGUCGCACUGUGCGAGUAGUUCGAGACGCUCACAGCCGCGCUGCACACACAAUUGCUUUGCCUCGCCCGACAUGCUACGCUAGUCAUCCCAGCAACUUUUACGAUCUCUUAUUGAGUAGUGCACCGGACAACACGACGCAUCUGUGGGAUAUUCGAGCUGACAACUGCGUCAUGCGCUUCAGCGAACACGUAAACCGAGUGCACACGCUGGGGCAAUCCUUCAGUCCUUGUAUGCGCUAUGUGGCCACGGGGUCGGAAGAUCGAGCUGCGUACGUCUACGACAUCCGCACAGGUCGACGGCUCAUCAAGCUUAAGGGCCACACAGACGUGGUCACUAGUGUAGCGUUCAGCCCUCUCCAUCCACAGUUGGCUACAGCUUCAUGUGAUGGCACCGUGCGAUUCUAUAGCAGUGAAAAAUCACAUUAA
Molecule: messenger RNA, 2730 nt
Organism: Phytophthora infestans T30-4
Lineage: Eukaryota; Oomycota; Peronosporomycetes; Peronosporales; Peronosporaceae
Exons: 6
Coding region: 1-2730 (909 amino acids)
Molecular function (GO): protein binding
Source: RefSeq, a predicted model, not a curated record